Messenger RNA from Quercus lobata, 2319 nucleotides. Its product is annotated as MDIS1-interacting receptor like kinase 2-like. Gene Ontology annotation, biological process: protein phosphorylation. NCBI's taxonomy places the organism in Eukaryota, Viridiplantae, Streptophyta, Magnoliopsida, Fagales, Fagaceae. Bases 235 to 2073 code for a protein of 612 amino acids. The record is from RefSeq and is a predicted model, not a curated record. Gene Ontology annotation, molecular function: ATP binding; protein kinase activity; protein binding. The transcript has 2 exons.
AUUUUCUUGGGUAAUUUAAGUUCCUUAGAAGUUCUAUAUCUUCGUGAAAACCAAUUUUCUGGUCCUAUUCCUCAAGAGAUAGGAAAUCUCACAAAGUUGACUACGCUGGUGUUGAAUACAAACCACUUUACUGGUUUUUUGCCUCAAAACUUAUGCCAAAGUGGAUCUCUCCAAGGCUUUUUUGCAUAUGACAACCAUCUCAUAGGUCCAAUACCAAAAACCUUGAAGACUUGCAUGAGUUUAAUUAGAGUCCGCCUUCAACAAAACCAACUCUUUGGGAAUUUAUCUGAAGAUUUCGGUGUUUAUAGAAACCUGCAAUACAUGGAUCUAAGUUACAAUAGAUUUUAUGGUGAAAUCUCUCACAGUUGGAGUAGGUGCCCGCAACUAGGCACCCUGCUGAUUGCUGGGAAUGGUAUUGGUGGUGGCAUACUACCUGAAAUUGGAAACUUCACUCAACUCCAUGUACUUGAUCUUUCUUAUAAUCGGUUGGUUGGGAAGCUACCAAAGGAAUUUGGGAAGUUGACUUCUUUGUUGAAAUUGAAGUUGAAUGGAAACCAACUUUCUGGUGAUAUAUCUCCAGAGCUUGGAUCAUUGACAAAUCUUGAGAUUCUGGAUCUAUCCAGUAAUAGAUUUGACAACUCGAUCCCCAGAAUUAUAGGGAACUUUUUGAAACUACACUAUUUGAAUUUGAGCAACAACAAGUUUUGCCAUGAUAUUCCAGUUGAAAUUUGUAAUUUAGCUCAGUUGUCCCAGCUAGAUUUGAGUCAUAACUCACUUGAAGGAAAGAUACCUUCACAAAUUGGCAAGCUUCACAGCUUGGAGAUGUUGAAUUUCUCCCACAAUAACCUCUCUGGUUUUAUUCCAAUUGCUUUUGAAGAGAUGCAUGGUUUGUCAUAUGUGGACAUAUCCUAUAAUAAGUUGGAGGGCCCUCUUCCGAAUACGAAAGCAUUUCAAGAUGCUUGCAUAGAAGCACUACGAGGAAAUAAAAGGCUGUGUGGAAAUGUUACAGGAUUGCAACCCUGUGUGGUAGGAAGACCAAUUUCAAAGACGGGACCCAAAAUCGUUUUGUUAAUCAUUUUCCCUCUUUUUGGAACACUAUCACUUGUAUUGAUGUUUCUUGGAGUUUUCCUCAUUUUGCAAAGAAAUAGGAAGGACCCUCAUAUAGAUCAAACGACUAACAUAGACAAUGAGAAAGUGUUUUCAAUAUCAACUUUUGAUGGAAAAGCAAUGUACAAGGAAAUCAUUGAAGCAACACAGGGUUUUGAUGAUAUGUUUUGUAUUGGGAGGGGAAAACAUGGAACCAUGUAUAAAGCAACUCUAACAUCAGGAAACACGGUGGCAGUAAAGAAACUCCAAUCCUUGUGUGAUGGUGAGAUUGUACAACAAAAAGAGUCCUUCAAUGAGAUAAAGGCAUUAACAGAAAUACGCCACCGAAACAUCGUAAAAUUGCAUGGCUUUUGUUCGCAAUCACAACACUCGUUUUUGAUUUAUAAGUACUUUGAAAGGGGUAGCUUGGCCACAAUUUUGAGCAGUGAUGGAGGAGCAAAGGAGUUGGACUGGAAUAAGAGGAUGAAUAUCAUCAAAGGUUUGGCUCAUGCUCUAUCUUACAUGCACCAUGAUUGCUCACCACCAAUUGUUCACAGGGACAUAUCAAGCAAAAAUGUUUUGUUGGAUUCAGAUUACGAGGCUCAUGUUUUAGACUUUGGCACAGCUAAGCUUCUUAAUCGAGACUCAUCCAAUUGGACUUCAUUUGCCGGUACAUAUGGAUAUGUUGCACCAGAGCUUGCUUAUACCAUGAAGAUAACUGAGAAAUGCGAUGUGUUUAGCUUUGGAGUUUUGGCUAUUGAAGUGAUCAAAGGAAGGCAUCCUGGUGAAAUCACCUCCAUUCUAUCAACUUCAUCCGUGGAGGAGAAUAUUUUGUUGAAAGAUUUGUUUGACCUACGCAUUCCACCUCCCAUGCUGCAGGCUGAGAAUCAACUGAUACUCAUCAUAAAGCUGGCAAUUGAAUGCUUGCGAACGAAUCCAGAAUCUAGACCAACUAUGCACAUGGUUUCUCGGGUGUUAUCAAGCUGAAGUACACUUUCUUAGAGCCAUCCACCGUCCGACUCUGACUAGGACAAGAAAGAACAUGAAAGAAUAUGAAUUUUAUGGGGCACUAUAUUUUGUCAAAUUUAUGCUGCUAACCAGAUCUUUAAUUACGUACAAGUAUUAAUAAUGUGUUGUUGGAAACACAGAUUUAAGGGCAUUGUGAUUGUACAUUUUUGAUUGGCUAUUUUGGUAUAUGCAUAAAUAAUUCAAAUGUAGUAAAAAAGAGAUUAA